This is a messenger RNA of Serendipita indica DSM 11827, 213 nucleotides long. The record is from the annotation of a GenBank genome assembly. Lineage: Eukaryota; Fungi; Basidiomycota; Agaricomycetes; Sebacinales; Serendipitaceae.
AUGGCCACGUCAACUUUUGCAGACAGACCGCUCAAGACACUCGUGCUAUUCGAUGUAGAUGGCACUCUUACUCCAGCUCGCUUGUCGGUAUCCACAGAAAUGCUUGAUCUUCUCAAAGAAUUGAGGAAAAAGGUCGUGAUUGGGUUUGUCGGUGGUUCUGAUCUCGUCAAAAUCAGCGAGCAGCUCGCCAUCACCGGGCAGCCAGGCAUGUAA